Gryllus bimaculatus (two-spotted cricket) is the source of this 270-nucleotide messenger RNA. Lineage: Eukaryota; Metazoa; Arthropoda; Insecta; Orthoptera; Gryllidae. The record is from the annotation of a GenBank genome assembly.
CGGCCGGCGCGCCGUCCGAGGGCGCGCGGUUGGCGCCGCGCGCGGAGGGGGCGCCGGCGUCGCCGUCUUCGCCGCCGCCGUCGCCGCUGCAAGGGCGCGGGGGCCACACGGGCCCCUUCGCCUGCGACCGCUGCGCCUUCCGCUCCGUCAGCAAGUGGUCGCUCAACCGCCACCGCGCCACGCACGAGCAGCGCGACAAGACCUUCCUCUGCGCCGCCUGCGGCAGCAGCUUCUUCAGCAAGCGUUCGCGUGCCGCGCGCCGGGCUGCGU